Molecule: messenger RNA, 1068 nt
Organism: Lachancea meyersii CBS 8951
Lineage: Eukaryota; Fungi; Ascomycota; Saccharomycetes; Saccharomycetales; Saccharomycetaceae
Source: the annotation of a GenBank genome assembly
AUGGAAUUACUGCUGAAGGCUGUUCAAAACCUCGAGAACGACGGAUACAAGGUGGCAGCUUUAGUACAGUCCCCGGGUGAGACGACGUCAUCGCAGCUUGUGUGCUCAAAGACCCUCGAUACACGCGUGGAGACGACGCUGACGAAAGUACUAGAAACGCAGCAGCACCAACAGCACCCGCAGCACCAGCAACACCAGCAGCAUCAGCAGCCUGCUGGUCCUCCGAAAAAAGAUGUGACAGCGCAUCAUGACCUUCGAUUGUGUGAUCUAGACUUGAACAAUCCUUAUGCUGUGGAAAACUAUCUCAAAAACGUGUUUUCUAUGCUCCGGCAGUUGCAUUGCAAAGCUAUUGCCAAGGCGUGGAUCAAGGUUGUUGAACCCAGAAAAAAGGCCAGACAUCCUUAUAUUAAAGGCGAACUUUUCAGGCCAUAUUGGUGGCCAACUAGCGUGGAACACCGUGAACCCGACCAUUUGCGCAAACCACAGAGAAUAAUGCUCAUGAUCGCCAUUUUGACACAGCUGGUACCGCAAUGCAACGAUCCUAAUUUACUGCAUCAACUCAAAAAAUCGACAAUGUCAAUUCACUUCCCUAAGAAUUCGGGCCAUCACCAAAUUGCCCUCGACUACGUGUACAAAAUUUGUGGAGCGCUUUGCAUGGGUCUGCCCACCAUUGCGGCCUUCGAUUGCACAACGGUCCCUACGGGCAAAAUGACCUCCAAAAGCAGAAAAAAGGUGAUGAAAAUGGAUCCAGCGCUAGAACAUCUCACGUUGCUUGGUACCUUGAGUCCUGAUAGUCUUGAUGGUGCCGAAAGCAGACCUGUGAGUGGACCGUUUCCUUCCAUGUGUCACUCUUCUUCCGAGUACAAAUCCAAUGUAUAUCACACAGGCGCACAAAAGCAGCAAAAUGCUCUCUAUUCCUCAAACGCAACCCACACGAGAGUAUCAAGCACAAUCACUCAACCAUUUCUAUCUUCGAUAAGCGGUGAAGGUGCAAAUUCAAAUCAUUUCAGUGAUCUCGGCAGUGCGUUUGUCAAUUUUGGCGGACCUGAUCCUGUCUUUGACUACUGA